Cladophialophora psammophila CBS 110553 is the source of this 2196-nucleotide messenger RNA. RefSeq lists its product as uncharacterized. The record is from RefSeq and is a predicted model, not a curated record. Gene Ontology annotation, biological process: microtubule-based movement. Gene Ontology annotation, cellular component: kinesin complex; microtubule. Gene Ontology annotation, molecular function: ATP hydrolysis activity; ATP binding; microtubule motor activity. Bases 1 to 2196 code for a protein of 731 amino acids. Lineage: Eukaryota; Fungi; Ascomycota; Eurotiomycetes; Chaetothyriales; Herpotrichiellaceae. The transcript has 2 exons.
AUGAGCGUCCGAGUCGUCGCCCGCAUCCGGCCCCUUCUCAAGUCGGAGAUCGAAAAGGACCAGAUCGUGACGAGCCAUAACGGUGCUGAUGGGAAGCCGACCAUUGUCAAGAUCCCCAACCCCAAGAACUUUGCCGAAGAGUACAGUUUUCAGUUCAACAGCGUCUACGAGCAAGAUGCCACGCAGCAAGAGAUCUUUGAUGCCGAGGUCGCACCCACGGUCAAACAUCUCUUCCUCGGAUACGAUGUCACCAUCUUCGCCUAUGGCUCUACAGGCACGGGGAAGACCCAUACAAUGCGCGGGGGGAAGUCACUAGCCGACCGAGGGAUGAUCCCGAGACUGCUGAGCAGUAUCUACAGAAAGAGUCGAGCGAUUGAAAAGAGCAACAAUGGAGAAACAACCGUCCAAGUGUGUAUGAGCUACUAUGAGAUCUACAACGAUCGCGUGUUCGAUCUUUUCGAGGCCCCCGAGAAGCGCACCGCCACGGGAUUGCCCAUAAGAGAAGCUGAAGGCGGGAAAACCGUUGUCGUUGGCCUGACCGAAAUGCCUUGCGCCUCGUUGAAGGACUUCGAGGGGUUGUAUGACAAAGCCAACGCCAAUCGAAGCACCGGCGCCACGAAGCUCAACGCUCAUUCAUCACGAUCGCAUGCCAUUCUCUGCGUGAAAGUGACCAUAACCACGCCGACGGAAACGAGAAUUAGCACAGCUUCGGCCAUUGAUUUGGCGGGUUCGGAGGACAACCGGAGGACGGGCAAUGGAAAGGACAGAAUGGUCGAGUCUGCCAGCAUCAACAAGUCGUUGUUUGUCCUGGCGCAGUGCGUCGAGGCCAUCAGCAAGAAACAGCACCGCAUCCCGUACCGAGAGUCGAAGAUGACGAGAAUCCUUUCGCUCGGACAAAACAAUGGCUUCACUGUUAUGAUUCUCAACCUUGCGCCUGUCAAAGCGUAUCAUCUCGACACGCUCAGCUCUCUGAACUUUGCCAACCGGACCAAGAAGAUUGAAGUCCGUGAGGUGGAGAACGAACCCAUCUUCAAGGGUCCUCCGCGACAGGUGCCUGGGGCACCCGUGGGCGGCCCGACGAUACAGCGACAACCACUGCGACCUCUGACCAGUGUAGUCAAUGUGAAUCUCACUGCCAAUCGUGAUACAGCCACAAAGAAUGACAAACCACCGAAAGCCUUUGCUGUCUACUCGGACCGCAACAAGACGUCCAUCAGUGCAAAAAUCGCUCCACAGAAGUCGUCUCCGCUGAAGCGCACGGCUGAUGUAUCAUUCCUUCCGUCUAGUCGUCCUCCCAAAAUCUCGCGCCCAACUCCGAGCUUCAUCCGGCGUGCCCCAGAAUGCCAACCUUUGGGUAUGGAUAAAUCCUCAAUCGAAACCUUGGUUGAGAAAAAGGUCUCCGAGAUUCUCGCGGCCCGUGCUCUCAACGCUCCCGACCCAGCGCCACAAAAGUCCAUAUCUGAAGAAGUCCAACGGCGGCUGGACAGCAUUGAGAAGAGACUGGAAGGGCAGGAUGGCGAGAGGGCAGAAGGGCUGAGUUACCUGUUCAUGGGCAAGCAGCAUCAAGCGCGCGGGGAGUUUGGGAGCGCGCUGAAGAUGUAUGAGCUUGCAAGACCGUAUUUCCCGGACAACGAGAAGUUGAAGGGCAAGAUUGAGCGGCUGCGAGAGAAAUUGGCAGCGAAAAUGAGGGAGCCGAGCGAGAUAGUGGUGGAUCCUGAGGAGAGAAUGACUGUGGCGAGCGGAUCUGACAAGACGAAGAUGUCCCGCACCAAUGAUGACGGUGACGAAAGUUACCAGGACGAGGAUAACGAGGGAUCAGCUUACCACGAAAGUGAUCAAGACGAAGCCUCUCAUCGGCCACGUCAGAAGAAACAGCCCAAGCAGCAGAAACGCAGAGCAAGAGCAUCGUCGCUGGACCCCCUCACACAACAAAUCUCAUCGGAAUUGCAGGACGCAGUGACGCCUCGAACACGAUACCUCCUCAGCGUUAUCAACACGCGCGAUAUCACGAAGAUCAAGACCCUAAAUGGACUCGGCGCCAAGCGUGCGGAGGGAAUCGUGGAAUAUCUCAAUGAGCAAGAGGAAGACGGGGCCGGAGAGGUGCUCGUACGAAGUUGGAAUGACCUGGCCAAGUUGAAGGGGAUUGGAAAGAAGACACUGGAGACGAUGAGGGAAGGCGUGCAGAUGGCCCUGUGA